AAAAUAAAGAAUGGCCAGAAAGCGAAUGAUUAAAAUGAGCGGACCAAACAUAUAGUCAUAAGGUAAACAAAAGCACUGGCUGCUGGUUGGUGCUUCCUGGAGAAUUCAGGGAUGGAGUUAAUCCAGCUACUCUUUGACUUGGUCUUGUUGUUUUCUACUGCACUAGUUGCCAGUGCAGCUCCCCGAACUUGUUAUUCAAGAAUUGUGAGCAUGAGAAAAGAAAUCAACCACAGCAUGGAGAACAUGCAGACACCACAUUUCACAAAACGUUGUGCUACUAAGUUGCCAAAACUGGACAUAGAUAUCCAUAACUCCUGCGUGAUGUCCAAAAUACGCAGUUACCUGCAAGCAGCGGAGACAACUAGUAGGCGCUGCCAAAUUACUCUGCAGCCAACAGUUCAGUUAAUCAAACGUUUAUACAUCAUCAUGGUUGUGCCUUGUAAGGCGGAACUUGUCUUCGUGACGGACAGCUGUAAUGCAUUACGUCGCACAAGCUCUACAAAUUGAAUGAGCCAAAUAAUGAAAAUAAGCUUUUCGAAGAAGACAUUCAUAUAAUUGCUUUGGCUGAAAUUAAUUAUAUAUCAGAAAUAAUUUACAUUAUGCAACCAUAUUUCAGAUUAUAUUGCUUCUGGAGCCAGUAGAUGACAAAUGACCAAUAUACUAGUUGAACAAAAUAAUUCUAAUUUAACACUAUAUUCUUUGAAAAUUUGCCGAGAGCAAGUCAGGUAUUGCUGCGUGCUGUAUCCACUUUUGGAAUAAUACAUUGCGAGUUCUAGUUCGAUCUCUGGCCUUUGAUUGCAGCUACAAUGGCCCAUCAAGUCUACUCCGCCAUUCAAACAUGGUUGAUCUAUCCCUCCCUCCUAACCCCAUUCUCCUGCCUUCUCCCCAUAACCUCUGACACCCGUACAAAUCAAGAGGUUAGGGUAAGAAGCAAUUAUUCUCAGUAUCUCAUGCUAAAGGAAGUAUGCGGGGUGAAAUCAUUCAGUGCUUAUAGUCCAGCCUAGUCAGAACUGGGGAAGAAUCAGUGUCUCUCUGAUGUAUUUAACUUGCCAUCAUUUCAACAAGGGGAAAGAACAAGAGAGCAGAUGGAACACCCAUCAAAGUUAUUGGCUUGAGGAGAAGAAGCAUCAAAGAAGCAACCCUGGCUAUGCUAUAAUAUACCCGAUAAUAAUUCACAACUAAAAGGUGUGGAUAAGGACUUGCACCGAGAUGCUUAAAAAUCAAAGCAAAGUGGCUGCAUCUGCUGAGAUGUUUGGAUCUUAACUUAAGAAAAGUCAUUUGAUUUUAGCUUGCAGUAAAAUAUACAGUAUUCUAACCAUUAAAUUGCAUGCAAUGUGAAACAUAGUAAAUAGGUGCAGGAGUAGGCCAUUCGGCCCUUCGAGCCAGCACUGUCAUUCAAUAUGAUCAUGGCUGAUCAUCCAAAAUCAGUACCUCGUUCUGGCUUUUUCCUCAUAUCCAUAUCAUGAAGGAGAAUCAUCAUGAUUUAAAGCAAAAUGUAUUGCUUGUGCUGAUGUCCUGUAAUAAACCCCAAUGAUUUGAUAGUUAAUGCUCUUGCUUUCUGGCUAUUUGUAUUAAAGAUUGUAUUGUGAAGAACUGGACAGAAUCAAAUCAACUAUUUGGUUCUUUCCUUUAAGUGUGACAUUUCCUUAAAUGAGGUUAUUUACAUUUCUGUGAAGAUUGAUCAUAGCAACAAUAAAAACAUAUAUAAAUUGUGUAUGAUUUUUUACAUAUAAUUGAAUUAACCACAUAUUAUGUGAAUCAAAUCCAAAUCACUGCUUUAUGAACACAAGGAUGUAUUGAACACAAUGAGAUGCCGUGGCUUGUCUGUGCCAAAAUGUUUAAAACUCCAUACAUUUCUCUUUUUCUUGGAGCA
Molecule: messenger RNA, 1873 nt
Organism: Leucoraja erinaceus (little skate)
Lineage: Eukaryota; Metazoa; Chordata; Chondrichthyes; Rajiformes; Rajidae
Product: cytokine-like protein 1
Exons: 5
Coding region: 112-507 (131 amino acids)
Biological process (GO): positive regulation of transcription by RNA polymerase II
Source: RefSeq, a predicted model, not a curated record